AUGUCGACGUGGCUCACCUGGGCCGCCUUCCCCGUCCUCGCCGCCGCGCUGUGGAUGUACACGCUACAAAUGAGCCGCUCGAUGCCGACGCUCGAGGGCAAGCGCAUCGCGCUGCUGAUCGCGCACCCGGACGACGAGGCCAUGUUCUUCGCGCCCACGCUCCAGGCCCUGACGCGCCCGGAGCUGGGCAACCACGUCAAGAUACUGUGCCUGUCGAGCGGGGACGCCGACGGCCUGGGCGAGACGCGCAAGCAGGAGCUGCUGAAGAGCGGCAUGCUGCUCGGCCUGCGCAGCGAGGACGACAUGCUCGUCAUCGAAGACAGCAAAUUCCCCGACUCCAUGACAGCCACCUGGCCCGCGAAAGACGUCUCCGCCCUCCUCGCCAAAGCCUUCGCGCCCGACAUGGGCGCCACGCCCGCCACGCGCGCCCCCGACGCCACCAUCGACGCCAUCGUCACCUUCGACGCGGGCGGCGUGUCCGGCCACCCCAACCACCGCUCGCUCUACCACGGCGCGCACGCCUUCCUCCGGCACCUCAUGCAGCGGCACGCCGGGUGGGACUGCCCCGUCAAGCUGUACACGCUGACGACGGUGAACGUGGCGCGCAAGUAUGCGAGCGUGCUGGAUGCGCCGGCGACGGUGCUGCGGGUGCUGUGGGAGCGGGGGAGGAUGGGCGGGAUGGGGAAGAAAGGGGAGAAGGGGAGUGCGAGUUUUCCGUCGCCGUUGAUGUUUGUGAGUGGGGUGGGGGAGGUGCGGAACGCGCAGGGGGCCAUGGUGAAGGCGCAUAAGAGCCAGAUGGUGUGGUUUCGGUGGGGGUGGAUCGGGAUCGGGCGGUAUAUGGUUAUCAAUGAUUUGAGGAGGGAAAAGGUGGGUUGA
Molecule: messenger RNA, 876 nt
Organism: Diplodia corticola
Lineage: Eukaryota; Fungi; Ascomycota; Dothideomycetes; Botryosphaeriales; Botryosphaeriaceae
Product: n-acetylglucosaminyl-phosphatidylinositol de-n-acetylase
Exons: 2
Coding region: 1-876 (291 amino acids)
Biological process (GO): GPI anchor biosynthetic process
Cellular component (GO): endoplasmic reticulum
Molecular function (GO): N-acetylglucosaminylphosphatidylinositol deacetylase activity
Source: RefSeq, a predicted model, not a curated record